AUGGAGGGCGAAACCAAAACCGAGCUUGUUUUCAUUCCUUACCCAGGCAGGGGACACCUUAUGUCAACCCUCGAGCUGGUGAAGCUUCUAAUCGGCCGAGACCAACGCCUCUCGGCCACCGUCCUCGUUAUCAAGCCACCUUUCGACCCGAAAACCGGAUCCCAAACUCUCGAGUCCGGCCCCAGGAUCCGCUUCGUCAACAUCCCGCCGGCCGAGCCCCAAUCAAGUCCUUAUCACCCUUCCAAAUUCAUCGAGAGCCACAAGGAUCAUGUCCAAAACGAGGCCGCCAAACUGUUCGGGGGCCCGGGCCUGAACACUCGGCUUGCGGGCUUCGUCGUCGACAUUUUCUGCACGAGCAUGGCCGACGUGGCCCGCGGGCUCGGUGUCCCGACCUACGUGUUCUUCACGUCCGGGGCCGCGGUCCUCGGGCACAUCAUGCAUUUCCAGGGCCUCGUCGACAACGAGAAUCGAGACCUAGCCGAGUACGUGAACUCGAGAGACGAGAUCCCGUGCCCGUCUUAUGAGCUCCCCAUCCCGACCGAGCUGCUGCCGCCCUUUAUGCUCGGGAAAGACGGCGGCCCCUUCGUGGACAUUGUCCGGCGGGCGAGGCAGGCUAGGGGCAUAAUCGUCAACACGUUCCGCGCGCUUGAGCCGAAGGCGUUGGACUACCUCUCGGGCGAUGCGCGGGCCCCGCAGGUCUACCCGGUCGGCCCGUUGCUCCACAUCGAAGGCCGGGAGGUCCCGAAGCACGAUGAGGUCAUGGAGUGGCUCGACCGGCAGCCAGACUCGUCGGUGGUGUUCCUCUGUUUCGGGAGCAUGAGAAGCUUCGACGGGGUGCAGGCAGGGGAGAUCGCUCGGGCCCUGGAGAACGGCGGGUGGCGUUUUUUGUGGUCGCUAAGGAAGCCGCCUCCAGUUGUCGUAGGGCCCGGCCCUGGUACGCCUACCGAGUACGAGGAUUUCAAUGAGGUCCUUCCGGAAGGUUUCGUCGGGAGGACAGAAGGGUUUGGGAGGGUGAUCGGGUGGGCCCCGCAGGCGGAGGUGCUGGCCCACCGGACGGUGGGGGGUUUUGUGUCGCAUUGCGGGUGGAACUCCACGCUCGAAAGCGUAUGGGGAGGCGUGCCGAUGGCGGCGUGGCCAAUGUAUGCCGAGCAGCCGCUGAACGGGUUCCAGCUGGCGAGGGAUUUGGGGGUGGCAGUGGAGGUGAAUUUGGGGUACCGGAAGGGGGCUAAUAUGGUGGUGGGGGCGGAGGAGAUAGGAAGGGCGAUCGCUAGAAUGAUGGAGGCCGGCGGCCGCGAAGUAGUUAGGGUUAGGAUGGAGAAGUUGGGAGUCGAGGGCCGGGCGGCCGUGGCAGAGGGCGGGUCGUCGUUUGAGGCGGUCGGGAAGUUUAUUAAGGAUGUCAUGGAUGAUGUUGCUUCCAGGAAUUUUGAAAAUGGUAUCAAAUGUCUUUUAUAA
Messenger RNA from Striga hermonthica, 1452 nucleotides. NCBI's taxonomy places the organism in Eukaryota, Viridiplantae, Streptophyta, Magnoliopsida, Lamiales, Orobanchaceae. The record is from the annotation of a GenBank genome assembly.